CCAAGAUUUCAACUAUUAUUCUUAAAUUUACAUUACAUUACUUAUCCUCUCUCUCUCUCUCUCUAGUUCCUCUUUUCAGCUAGCUUUUGCUUUUUCUUUAUUACCCAAUAAUCUGUAAUGGCUCUUUUCUGCUCCCAAUCUGCUGGUUCAUGCUUAACUAUUCUGUGCCUAGUUCUUGUUCAAUGCCACUCUGCCAUAAUAUACAGCAUGAGGAACCACCACCACAACUUCCACCCUCACAGAACAGCUCCAAUGUUCCAAACCAACCAAUCCAGUUGCGCAUUGUUUGCAGGCAAUUGGGUCCAAGACGACUCCUACCCAAUGUACCAAUCCUCUGAGUGCCCCUUAAUCAUCGACCCAGAAUUCAACUGCCAAAUGUACGGCCGCCCGGACUCCGAUUACCUCAAGUACAGAUGGAGACCCCUCAAUUGUGAGCUCCCAAGGUUCGAUGGGGCUGAGUUUCUGCUCAAAAUGAAAGGGAAAACAGUGAUGUUUGUAGGGGAUUCACUUGGGAAGAAUCAAUGGGAGUCUUUGGUUUGUCUCAUUUACUCCGCAAAUCCACAAACCCAGACUCAAAUGGUCAAAGGAGUUCCACUUUCAACAUUCAGUUUCCUGGACUACGGUGUGACACUGCAAUUUUACAAAGCUCCGUACCUGGUCGACGUAGAAAUUUAUCAAGGGAAGAGAGUUCUGAAGCUUGAGGACAUUUCGGAGAACGGCAAGGCGUGGCGGAAUGCCGACGUUCUGUCGUUUAACACCGGUCAUUGGUGGAGCCACGACGGAGGUCUCCAAGGGUGGGAUUACAUGGAGUCAGGAGGGAAAUAUUACAAAGAUAUGGACCGUUUGGCUGCUUUGGAGAAAGGGAUGAAAACAUGGGCUAAUUGGGUUGAUUCCAACAUCGACACCUCACGGACCCGAGUUUUCUUCCUCUCCAUUUCUCCCACACACUUCGACCCAAAUGAAUGGAAUGGUGGUGCAACUCCUAGAACCACCAAGAAUUGCUAUGGAGAAACAUCACCUAUGAAAACGAGCGGAGUAACUUAUCCCGGGACAACUUAUCCAGACCAAAUGAGAGUGAUGGACAGUGUGAUCCGGGACAUGAGAAAUCCUCCAUCUUUGCUGGACAUCACAAUGCUUUCAGAGCUGAGAAAAGACGGGCACCCAUCAAUCUACAGUGGAGAAUUAAGCCCUCAGCAGAGAGCCAAUCCUGACCGUUCAGCAGAUUGCAGCCAUUGGUGCCUUCCUGGACUGCCAGACACUUGGAACCAACUCUUUUACACAACUUUGCUCUUCUGAUUUUUAUUUUAUUUGCAAUCUAGUUAAUUAACAUGUUAUUUAGGUUUUAUUUUAUGUUGUGAUACAUUUAUGAUGAGAGAGUGCGAAAUUUGCAGCUCUAUCUUGUAAAAGUGAUGCAAAUACAUUGUUAGUGUUAGUGGAGAGAUUUUUCAGUGCGUCGGAAAUACGGUCUGAUACAUUAAGUGUAGUAAUACAAUUGGUUGAAAAUUUGAAAAGAAAUGUUUCUAACUAAUUGUAUUAAUA
Malus domestica (apple) is the source of this 1539-nucleotide messenger RNA. RefSeq names its product protein PMR5-like. NCBI's taxonomy places the organism in Eukaryota, Viridiplantae, Streptophyta, Magnoliopsida, Rosales, Rosaceae. Gene Ontology annotation, molecular function: O-acetyltransferase activity. The record is from RefSeq and is a predicted model, not a curated record. Gene Ontology annotation, cellular component: Golgi apparatus.